AUGCCCCCUCCUAAAUUAAGCAAGAAAAUAAAAUCAGUCCGGGGAGUGAGACUUGCUGGAUCCUCUCACGCAUGGAGUGUCAACCUCGAUUACCCCUCAGGGUCUCAAGAAGGCACAAUCGCAUCAAUAACCCCGCACGACUCGGGAGAUGACAUCCAAGCUCCGCUCGCUUUACCGGCCUUGACUCACCCACAUAUCCAUUUGGACAAAGCAUUUGUUCAUAAUGCAAGCAAAUAUUCGCACCUCUUGCCUUGCACGGGCACUUUCCAGGAAGCCUUGUCUUUCACCACCAAAGCUAAAGAGAGCUUUACCUAUCCCGAUCUUCUGAAACGAGGGGAAUGGCUGUUAGCCGAUUCUGUUUCGUCAGGGGUUACAGCUAUGAGGGCUUUUGUUGAGGUCGAUCAUACAGUCAAGCUGGUCUGCUUGGAUGCGGCAGUUACGUUGAAGAGUCAAUGGAGCGAGGCUUGUCAUAUCCAGAUCGCCUGUUUCGCCCAGGAUCCCAUUUUCUCCAGCCAAUUUGGAGACGAAAACCGCACUCUGAUUGAAAGCGCCCUAGAGACCUAUCAGCAGAUUGAUGUACUGGGGACUACGCCAUACGUUGAAUCCAGCGUGGAGGCUUCGAAAAAGAACAUUGAGUGGGCGAUUGAUCACGCCUUACUCCUUGACAAGCAUGUCGAUUUCCAUUUAGACUAUAACCUGGAUCCCGGCAAUGAGCCCCUUAUCUGGCAUGUGUUACAAACACUUCAACAAAGAGGCUGGUCUAGUAGAUCUACGCGAAAACGCGUGAUGCUGGGACAUUGCACCCGCUUAACCCUACUCACCGACGAGGAGUGGUGCGAGAUAUCUCGCGUAAUCCAUGAGAAUGACCUCCCCGUGAGCAUCGUUGGUUUACCCACCAGCGAUUUAUACAUGGCCGCACCACUGGGCCAAGAAAGUCACCAACGGGCCCGGGGUACCCUACGAGUCCCCGAGCUGAUCCGCAAAUACGACCUAGAUGCAGUGAUCGGUGUCAACAACGUUGGAAACGCAUUUACACCGUGGGGCUCUGCCGAUCCGUUAUUUUUGGCCUGUAUCGGGGUGGGGGUUUAUCAGGCGGGGGCACAGGAUGAUGCUGGACUAUUGUAUGAAUGUGUGUCUACCCGCGCCCGAGCUGCUAUCGGUCUUUCUUGUGAUACUGGCCUUGCUGUGCAAGUGGGUAUAAGUCCGGAUCUUGUCCUUUUCCAUGAUCGAGACGAUACUGGGUGUGGAAUAUCCCGUCCACGGUCAAGUGCGGCUGAAGUGGUCUGGGAUCCACCGGCACGAAAUAGUAGGAGUAUUAUCACCAACGGAAGAGUGCAGGUCGGGGCAGGCUUGAGUAAUGAUCUGAAGUAUGAAUUUGCGUGA
Molecule: messenger RNA, 1383 nt
Organism: Penicillium odoratum
Lineage: Eukaryota; Fungi; Ascomycota; Eurotiomycetes; Eurotiales; Aspergillaceae
Product: putative zinc metallopeptidase
Exons: 1
Coding region: 1-1383 (460 amino acids)
Molecular function (GO): hydrolase activity, acting on carbon-nitrogen (but not peptide) bonds, in cyclic amidines
Source: RefSeq, a predicted model, not a curated record